AUGAGCAAUGGUCUCUCAGAAGCUAGGCCUGCUUGGCAAACGGACGAACUCGAGGACGAAUGGAUCGAUCAGGAGGCCACCGAUGAUUCACAUGCUACUCGCUCGAUGCACGCACACUCCAGCUCAGACAUAUCAUUUACCCAACCCCUUGGAUCGGUGAUAGUGCGUAGCAGCGAACUGAGAGCUGACACUCCUGCUGCAGAUCAGAAUGCGGGUGGCACAUUUUUGAUUCGGGAAGAUGCUCCUGCUGUGCCUCUGCUACCCAAAACACCUGGCCGAGGGAAGAAAGCCUUUGGGAAAGACUUCUUCAGUCCGCUUGCACUUGAACGCAUGUUUGAGCCACCAUCACCGCCUGGCGCUGUCCAGGCAACCGCACCUUCCGUUCCUUCGCGCCUCUCACGCGAUACGGAGAUUAUAGGAGAGCUUUCCCGGGGUGAUAUAGCCGUAGGAGAGGGAGGAGAUGGGCAAGAAGUGCAGAGCGGAGAGGCUGGCGUGUUGGAUUGUCAAUUUACGUUCGAAGCACCUCGGCCGAGCCCCUUCAAUCCCAACGGCGUCAUUCCGGCAGCGCAGAGCACACCAGGACAUCCUCGCAUGCAUUCCGACAUGCUAAAUCCUCCUUCUACCGAUCCGCGUCUACGUCUCUUCCAGUUCCAGUAUGACACAUUCACUCGGGACCACCUCUCGGCGAUGGUCGAUUCGAUCGCUGUAAAUACGCCCUCUGCAGGCAGUGGCGCCGUCAGCUCGGUGCGUCUGCGGAGUGCGAAACGUAUCAAACUUAGCCCCGCGAGCGAAAUCUCGCGUAGCGGUGACGGCGAGGCUAUGAUCCAUCGGCCGAGACGGAAAGACUAUGUCGGCGAGUCGAAGUCGCUCAUGGACAAGAUACGACGGGCGCGAGACUUCUCGACUGUCUCGACGGUUGCGAGUGCAAGAUCCCCGGAACAAGCGGAUGCGAGUGUGUCUCGUCUGACGCAUGCCUGCCUCAGCCGUGCCAGCGGCACCUUCAUCUCUAGCUGCUGCCAAUUCCAAUGUCGGAAGACGCCUUCUCCGAGCUGGACUGUGGCGUCAUCUCAGCGUGGAGUCUAUUCGUCUUUGGGCUAUCGGGAGCAAGCAGCAAACCUCAUGGCGCAAAUUAGAAGCGAUAUGAAGGGCUCAAAACGUAUAUUCUCUGAAGACACCGAACCUUCCCACAUUACCGCGGAUGAGACGAGCAGACGAGAUAACGCCGCUUUCCAGCAUGAAAUGCCCUCCCGUAUAUCUACCGCCAGGCGAGGCAGCAUACAGAUUCGCGACGCUGCGCACCAUACGCUCACGGGGACGACGAGGGGAAAACGGAAGCUGAGCCCUCCGCCAUAUGACAGCGACGAGGACACCACCGACAUAGACGAUAUGCUCGCCGAUGGGAUUACACAUAUGUCUCUGGACUCUCAGCGCCUUCUGGAACAGUUCCCUGACCCUCCUGUUCGGCUCACCGUGACAGCUGAGGAUGCACCUCCGGCGUCCACCAUCGGAGGCACCCAAUCACGGUCAAGACCUGAAUCUAAUCCCACCUUCCUCGCCCUACCGCUGGCGGCCCGCCGCGAUCUCACACGGUUCGUCUCAUCGAGUACGGCCUCGGGGACGACCCUCACGCAGGGCAGUGCUGCUUCGUUUGUCAAGCACCCCGGGCCCAAACAAAUAACGCGCAUCGCGCCAGAGGACGUGCCUACUCUGCCUGACAGGGUCGGGAAGAUGGUGUUUGACAAGGUCAUGAUGAAGUGGGUCAAAGACACCGCUGCUGCGACGGCGGGGAUGGCCGAGGCGGAGAGGCGCCUCGCUGUCGACACAACUGACGGGAACGAGAGUGAAGACCCUUUCCGUGACAUCGAGAGUCUCAGGGAGGAGGACGAUUCAGGGGACCAGCCGACCCAUGCUGCAGUCGUCGUUGAGCGCGACCAUGACGAAGACGCCGGCGAGGAGUCUCUAGAUACCGAAGAUGACAGGUUCCAAGAGAUUGACGAGGCCACUGACGUAGAAGAUGAAGAGGAGAUCGAGCUCACAUCUUUUUCAUUCGACGGACCCCCUGCAGGACAAGACGAAUCUGAAGGCUCUGAGAUCACCGAGUCUGACGGUGAAGACGACGAAGAGGUCACAGAUACAGCCGACCUUUCCGUCCCUGCAGAAUCUGUCUCAGGCGAUUCCGAAGGAGACUACAACGCCGAUCAAGCAGCGGCAGACUCGCAACCACAACCCGCUUUACAGGACACACCGCCUCACCAUCUCGUCCCUCAAUCCUAUGCAACUUCUUCAUUGACAACCCCCAAUGCCCGCGCUGGCGCUGGCGCUGGAUCCGCCAGUGGGACGCUUCGCUCUGCCUUGAAGAGCUCGAGCAUUACGCCGGUGUCAGCGUUGAAAGAUCCCAACAAGAACAAGACAUCUACGCCGGCGGCGCGCCUCGGACGUCGUCGCUCAGUCAGCUUCUCUGAUGGCAAGAGGGACGGACCGAUCCGCGGGAUUGGGCGGAACGUGCCUACACCUGUUGAUCCAGAAGGCACCGAGGACGAGGACGACAGCCCCCUGGUCGGCGGGACUAAUAAGGCGGGCUCUGUACUGGUACCUUCCGCGAGAUCCAAGCGUAUUGCCGAUAUGCUGGACAACUUGGAGGAUCCCGCUGGGCUGGAAGACGACUCUCCAUCGAGGGCGAGCAGCUUAGGACGUCCGCAGACUGAAGAACUCCAGCCGCUCAAGGCACGGCGGCCAAGCAGCGCUAAGGCGAGUCCCGGCCGUGAGGUUUCAAGGAGGGUAUUCUCUCGGCCACACUCGAAGACUCCUAGUUCCGCCGGUAGGAACGCGAAUGCAACGUUCCUCACGGAAUGUUCCUUUGGCGUCGCCCACGAUCGUCUCGUACAGGUCAUUACGGACGUACAGCCAUUCGAACCGUACUGGGAGGACUUGACGUCCAUUGAUUUGUCGGCGCGCAACAUAGACAGUGUGGCAAGACUGAAGGAUAACCACAACCAACUAUCUUGGCUCAGCGGCAUCCCAGGGACGGUGCGCUCAUUGUCAGUAGUGUCAAAUGUCUUGACAGGGCUUACGUCCUUCAGCCAUUUACUGAACAUUGAGUACCUCGACCUGAGUCGCAACCAAAUUACUUCGCUGCGCCAGCUUGCAUGUCUUCGCCAUCUUCGAGAGCUUCGAGCAGAUGGAAACAGGAUCGACAGCGUCGACGGGUUGCAGAAGAUGGACGGGCUCGUGAAGCUCAGUCUUCAGGGGAACGUCGUGCAAAGUCUUGAUCUGCAGGACUAUCGCUGGACCCGCCUGGAAAUGCUCAAUGUUAGCCAUAAUCGGGUCUCCAACGUGUCUGGGCUCGCAUCAGCACCGGCGCUGGUAGCGCUGAAUCUAGACAACAACGCGCUAGACGAGCUAGACCGCGAUGGUACAAUGCCCCGGCUCAGGAUACUCCGUGUAUCCGGCAAUCGGCUGAAGCAACUGGAUGCCUCUGCUUUCCCUGGCCUUCGCACGCUAUAUGCCGACAACAACUAUCUCGGAACUAUUCACAAGGCACACCGGCUGAUAAAGUUGGAAAACCUGAGCCUGCGGAAUCAGGGUGGCAAGCCUGGACUCCUAUCGUGGAACGUGUCUGACCUCAUCCCGCGCCUUUGCACAGGCAAUCCACUCAAGGGCGGUUUCAUUGCGGAGCCUUGCUACCAUCUCGUCUACCUCGAGCUCGCCGCAUGCCGGCUGACGGCGCUCCCGACCGGCCUGGCGCGCUUGAUACCCAACGUUCGGGUGCUGAACCUUAACUACAACUUCGUCGAGGACCCGCGCCCGCUCGAAGGCUUGACGCGCCUCCGCAAGCUCACCCUCAUCGGGUCGCGGAUCAAAAACGCACGGCUUCUCGCCCGCGUCCUCCGGGGGAUGACUGAUAUCGAGAUGCUCGAUUUCAGGUACGUACGUUCUUUGCAGAUGAACCCAUGCACGCUCGGGUGGUACCUUCCCAUCCUUGUGCGGGACGUGCCUGGUGCGCUGCAACCCUCCGACGGCGACCGCCCCGGGCCCAGCUCUGGAGGCAACGCGCUCGCCGGAUUCGCGGCGCCCGUCCGCGGGCCUGCGUCCCAAGCAGGCGGAUCAGCCCACGAUCAUCUCCCAACCGGACACAGAGCCAGGGACGGUGCGCAUUCGCACGGACCACAACAAAGUUCAAUCGCAGGCUCUGCUGGUGGUGCUAAUGCGCCCGCGCGGGGAGGCGCCGAGGCGGCCGCAAGUCCCGGUGGGCACGGAGACGCCGCCGGGGGCCAUCGCGCGGGCACGGGGGAGGCACCGCCGCGUGCGCAGAGCGGGCCUCCGCCAGUGAUGGGUUCUGUGGCCGGCUCUGCGUCGGGCGCUGCGGUGUGGAAGGAGCUGGACGCGAAGUUCCGGCGGGACCUGCCCGACGACGUUUACCUGGGGCGGCUGGCGUACCGCGGGCUCGUCAUGCGCGCGUGCCCCGGAUCCGCCUGCUCGACGGCGUGGAGACGUCGCCAAGGAGCGCGCGAAGGCGGAGGGCGUGCUCGUGAACCUCGACCGUGGGCGCGAUCGCUUGCGGCUGCUGCGCCUUCUCUGCCCAACGCGGGAGACGCGCAGGGGGGCCUCACGCGGGAGAAGGAGAAGACGAAGACGAAGACGAAGGCGAAGGCGAGGGAGGGCGUGCGGGCAGGUGCCCAGUGA
Messenger RNA from Fomitopsis serialis, 4683 nucleotides. RefSeq lists its product as uncharacterized. Gene Ontology annotation, molecular function: protein binding. The record is from RefSeq and is a predicted model, not a curated record. The transcript has 16 exons. Lineage: Eukaryota; Fungi; Basidiomycota; Agaricomycetes; Polyporales; Fomitopsidaceae. Bases 1 to 4683 code for a protein of 1560 amino acids.